Sorghum bicolor (sorghum) is the source of this 797-nucleotide messenger RNA. RefSeq names its product 40S ribosomal protein S16. The transcript has a single exon. The coding region runs from base 98 to 547 and encodes 149 amino acids. The record is from RefSeq and is a predicted model, not a curated record. Gene Ontology annotation, molecular function: structural constituent of ribosome; RNA binding. Lineage: Eukaryota; Viridiplantae; Streptophyta; Magnoliopsida; Poales; Poaceae. Gene Ontology annotation, biological process: translation; maturation of SSU-rRNA from tricistronic rRNA transcript (SSU-rRNA, 5.8S rRNA, LSU-rRNA). Gene Ontology annotation, cellular component: cytosolic small ribosomal subunit; ribosome.
UCGCUCCCCCCUAAGCCGCCGCCACCUCCCCGAGCCGCCGCCGCCGCAGCAGCCCUAGCGCGCCGUCGCCGUCGCCUCCGCUGCGAUCCCCGCAACCAUGGCUGCCGUGCUGCAGCGCCCCGCAGCGGGCACGGUCCAGUGCUUCGGGCGGAAGAAGACGGCCGUGGCCGUGGCCUACACCAAGCCUGGGCGCGGGCUGAUCAAGGUGAACGGCGUCCCGAUCGAGCUCAUCCGGCCGGAGAUGCUCCGCCUCAAGGCCUUCGAGCCCAUCCUGCUGGCGGGGCGGUCCAGGUUCAAGGACAUCGACAUGCGGAUCCGCGUCAGGGGCGGCGGGAAGACGUCGCAGAUCUACGCCAUCCGCCAGGCCGUCGCCAAGGGGCUCGUCGCGUACUACCAGAAGUACGUUGAUGAGGCCGCCAAGAAGGAGGUCAAGGACAUCUUCGCCCGCUACGACCGUACCCUCCUCGUCGCCGACCCCAGGCGCUGCGAGCCCAAGAAGUUUGGCGGUCGCGGCGCCCGCGCCAGGUUCCAGAAGUCUUACCGUUGAGCGCUUGCUUGCCUGCGCUUGCCGGACUGUUGCCUGUGUGUUGUCCCAAUCAUCGGAGCUACUUAUCUGCUUCUAUAUCUAGCUGUUUUACCUUCAUCUUUAGACUUUUUAAGUUUUGUCCCGAACGUUUUUGACAUUGUGAUAUGAAUGUGAGAAAUUUUGAAGACUACCUCUGAAGUUUUGUUUUGUUUUGUUUUGUUUGUUAACUGUGUUAAUGAAUUUAUAAUAUAUUUGGCAUAAAUUUGUGAUA